AAUUUAUUAGAACAUCAGAAGAAAAAAGCUUAUUUUGCAACAGUAGGUAUGCGAGCAUUUUUUCUUCAUCAGUUGUUGUGUUGUCGUCUGUCGAGUAUAGUGCGCGUGUAAAUAUAAAAAAAAAUAUAUACAACAAGAAAGGAUAGAUAAAUAUAUUCAUUUGCAUACGUUUUUGAAAACUAAAUUAAAUAAAUUUGUGUUAAACGACUGCGUGAGUGUGUAAUCAAAGAAGAUUUUUAUUAUUUUAUAUAAGCCAAUCAAGUGUAUCUCAAAAGGUUGCAUUUUGGUCAAUCAAUAAAAUAAUCUUGAAAGCAAUACAAAACGAACGAAAAAUUUUGUGGUUGAAAAAAAGUAUCCUAAGGAAUUUAAAAAACUGCAGCAAAUUAUCCUUUACAUCAAAACAAAAUCUAAUAAGGACAUCACCCGCCCCGCCAAAAAAAAAACAUGACUUCAAAUCUUCCAGCAUUUGACCAGCUAAAGCUAGGUCUAAAGAUGGUAGACUUCAAGGUACAACAACGCCGCUAUCGAACAAAUGAAAAAACAAUAGUUAACACAGUUUAUGGACCAGUUAAAGGCGUCAAACGGAAGUCUAUUUAUGGAGAAGCAUUUUUCAGUUUUGAAAAAAUUCCAUUUGCCAAACCACCUUUGGGAGAAUUACGAUACAAAGCUCCACAGCCACCAGAGCCAUGGACAGAGGUUAAAAGUUGUACGUCAAUGGGUCCCAAACCAUUACAGAGGCAUUUUGUGUUUCAAAUGACAGAAGGUUCAGAAGAUUGUUUAUACUUAAAUGUAUACACAAAAAAUCUUACACCAAAUAAACCAUUACCUGUAAUGGUUUGGAUUUAUGGAGGUGGUUUUCAAUUUGGAGAAGCGUCUCGUGAUCUUUACAGUCCUGAUUAUUUACUGAAGGAAGAUGUCGUUGUGAUUUCGAUAACAUAUCGUCUGGGACCAUUUGGUUUCUUGUGUAUGGAAGACCCUAGUUUUGGUGUUCCUGGCAAUGCCGGUCUCAAGGAUCAAGUAAUGGCUCUCAAAUGGGUUAAAGAAAAUUGUGCACGCUUCGGUGGUGACAGUGAUAAUAUAACACUUUUCGGUGAUAGCGCUGGUGGAGCAUCAGUUCAUUAUAUGAUGAUAACAGAUCGAACUAAAGGUCUAUUUCAUAAAGGAAUUUGUAUGUCAGGUAAUGCCCUUUCACCUUGGGCAGUGACACCACAGCGAAAUUGGCCCUACAGAUUGGCUGUGGAGGCUGGUUAUACGGGAGAAAACAACGAUCGUGAUGUAUUUCAGUUCCUAAUGACAGCUAAAGGAGCCGAUAUUGUUAAAGCUAACGAAGAUCUCUGUACGGAUUCGGAAAAAAGAGAAAGAAUUGGUUUCUCAUUUGGUCCGGUAAUUGAACCUUAUGUUACGGAAGAAUGUAUAGUGCCAAAGAAACCAAUUGAAAUGAUGCGAACAACAUGGAGUAAUAGCAUACCUAUGAUUAUAGGUGGUGUAACAAAUGAAGGAUUGCUACUUUAUUCCGAUACAAGACGGGAUCCAAAACUUUUAAAUGAACUUGGAAACUGUCAGUACGUGGUGCCAAUCGAACUAGAAAUGGACCGAGAUAGUGAAUUAUGUAAAGAAUAUGGAAUGCGGUUGAAACAAACUUACUAUGGCGACAAAAGUCCCAGUCUAGAGACUCUAAAUGAAUACCUUAAUAUGGUAUCACAUGAGUAUUUCUGGUUUCCAAUUUAUCGUUCAGUAUUGUCCCGACUAAAGUACGCUACGGCACCAACUUAUUUAUAUCGUUUCGAUUUUGAUUCCAAACAUUUUAAUCAUUUGCGAAUAAUUAGUUGUGGCAAAAAAGUGCGAGGCACAUGCCAUGGCGAUGAUUUAUCAUAUUUAUUUUAUAAUUCUGUAGCAAAAAAGCUUAAAAAUCAUACAAUUGAAUACAAGACUAUUGAAAGACUGGUUGGGUUAUGGACUCAUUUUGCUGCAGAUAGUAAUCCUAAUUUUGAUCCUACUGCCACCGAGCAGUGGGAACCUGUGAGUUUGAAAGAAAAAACUCUAAAGUGCCUUAAUAUAGCUGAUAGUUUGCAAGUUAUUGAUAUACCUGAAUUGCAUAAAUUGCAGGUUUGGGAGAGUUUCUUUAAGGAGAAUGAACUGCUUUGAGAAGGUGACCGCCAACGUCGUGAUAGUAUUAAAAAGAGUCUGGUUAUGCCAAGUGUACUCUCUUAUACUCUGUGAGAGAUGUUUAAUAUUUAUAUUUUAUACUAAAAAGAUUCACAGUCAAAUUGUUAAAACUGUUCUUUAUGCCAUCUAAAUUGAAGGAUUUAUAAAUUUGUAUUUAUUAAUCUAUUACAUUUUUAUUAUUUUCUUAUUUAACAACGAUAACUUUCA
This is a messenger RNA of Episyrphus balteatus (marmalade hoverfly), 2373 nucleotides long. RefSeq names its product esterase B1-like. The record is from RefSeq and is a predicted model, not a curated record. Gene Ontology annotation, molecular function: cholinesterase activity. The transcript is spliced from 6 exons. NCBI's taxonomy places the organism in Eukaryota, Metazoa, Arthropoda, Insecta, Diptera, Syrphidae. The coding region runs from base 445 to 2145 and encodes 566 amino acids.